AUGGCGGGCGCUUCACUCGAUAUUCCUAAGGUCAAACUCAAUGAUGGCAAGGAGAUCCCUAUUGUUGGAUAUGGCUUGGGCACCGCAAACUACAAGAAUGAUCCUAACUCAGGCAUUGACGAGAGUCUGAUCGAGCUUACCAAGCAAGCUAUCCUCACUGGAUAUCGACAUCUCGACGGAGCAGAAGUCUAUGGAAACGAGCAGGAGCUUGGUGCCGGCAUCAAGGCUGCCGGAGUUCCUCGGGAGGAACUGUUUGUUACCACCAAGAUCAAUGCAAAUCAGAAAAAGAAUGCCCUGGAGGCAUUUGAUAUUUCGUUAAAGAAACUUGGUCUCAAAUAUGUAGACCUGUAUUUGCUUCACGGACCUUGGUUUGCCGACACCGAAGCGGAGUUGCAGGAGAGAUGGGCACAUCUGGAAACGAUCAAGGAAUCUGGUCGCGCUAAGUCUAUCGGUGUUUCCAAUUUCCUCCAGGAGCACAUUGAAACUAUCCUCAAAACUGCCAAGAUCCCCCCAGCUGUCAACCAGAUCGAGUACCACCCAUACCUACAGCACGGAGACCUUGUUCCCUUCUUGAAGAAGAACAACAUUACGGUUGAGUCCUACAGCCCUCUUACCCCAAUCACCACCGCCAAGGGCGGACCGGUCGAGCCAUACUGGAAAGAGCUGGCCAAAAAAUAUGGCGUGACUGAGUCAGAUAUCGGCCUCCGUUGGAUUUUGGAUCAGGGCGUCGUCGUUGUUACCACCAGCUCAAAGACAUCUAGGCUUGAGGGAUAUCUCACGAACCUGCCAAAGUUUAAGCUGACAGAAGAAGAAAUUGCGAAGACCUCUGAACUGGGUGCUCAAAAGCAUGUCCGAAUUUGGUGGAAUGAGAAGUUUGAUGCCAAUGACCGUCGGUAA
Messenger RNA from Clonostachys rhizophaga, 897 nucleotides. The record is from the annotation of a GenBank genome assembly. Lineage: Eukaryota; Fungi; Ascomycota; Sordariomycetes; Hypocreales; Bionectriaceae.